AUGGAUUUACUUUUGGCAAAAGCAAUUUGCAUUUUUGCAUUUUUGUCAGUUGCAACAGGGGGGUGUGCAAUACCUUAUAUUUUGGGUUUAUUUGGAAAGAGGAACAGAAAUAAAUAUGAAAGCAAGGUGAAAAAUAUAUUAUCGAAUUUAAAUUGUUUUGGAGCCGGCUUUAUUUUUUCAAUUGUUAUGUUUCAUUUGCUUCCAGAAACAAUUAUUAUUGCAAGUUCGCAUAAAGACAUUACCAUAUUUAAGACCCAUGAUCCUGAAAUGAAAAUUUUAUUUAUAUUUUUUUUUGUUUUUGUGGGGUUUUGUAUGCAACUGGCUUUAGAAUAUGUUUUACCCACCGAUGCUAAGCUAUGUUGUGUUGAUCAUGGGGCCGUGAGAUUUACCGAUGAUAAUAAUCAUAUCCUAAAUGUAACAAACCAUACAUUAGAUAAUCCAAAUCCCGAGAUCCCCAACGCGUCUAUCAACGCAGAUAUACAUUAUCACCCACACGAAGGUGACCAUUCUAGUCACAAAAAUCGAUUAACAAAAAUUUUAGAUGUAUUAGCAUUACAAUCUUUUUUCUUAACAAUUUCUUUGGCUAUACAUUCUGGAAUUGAAGGAAUGAUUGUUGGGACAUCGGAUGAUUCGCAUUUCGUUUUUAUAACCACAUUUUGCAUUUUGUCGCAUAAGUGGAUAGCCGGAGUUACAGUUUCGCUUUCCUUAAAUCGGAAUCACAUUAGCCAAAAUCUCAAGAUAAUUCUACUUUUGAUUUUUAUUUUUUCAUCGCCCCUUGGGAUAAUUGUUGGGCAUAUGGUUCACUCAUCAGGAGAAAAAGUUACAUGUGUAAUAAAUGCAGUAUCUAUAGGGACGCUGCUUUUCAUCGGUUGCGAGAUACUUCUAAACGAGAUCCAAAUGAAGUUUACGAGGAAAGUUCGGUUUUCUAAAUGGCUUAGCUUUUGCUCAUCAUGUUUAAUUGCGUUUUCAAUAAUUUAUUUUACAUCACAUAUUGCUCCACAUCAGCAUUCACACGAAUUGAAUGUGGAAAGAUAA
This is a messenger RNA of Plasmodium yoelii, 1035 nucleotides long. Its product is annotated as zinc transporter ZIP1, putative. Bases 1 to 1035 code for a protein of 344 amino acids. Gene Ontology annotation, cellular component: membrane. Gene Ontology annotation, molecular function: zinc ion transmembrane transporter activity. Lineage: Eukaryota; Apicomplexa; Aconoidasida; Haemosporida; Plasmodiidae. The transcript is spliced from 7 exons. The record is from RefSeq and is a predicted model, not a curated record. Gene Ontology annotation, biological process: zinc ion transmembrane transport.